AUGUCAGUCGAACAAAGCUUCAGUAGAAUCGCAGACUCAAUCAUUGGGAAAUCCCUGGAAGCAGUCGAUAUAAAAUCUUUUCCAGCCCUAGUACGUAAUCAGAUUGAAACGUGGAAAGAGCUGUGGCUUCUCGUCUUUGACAAUUUCGAUGAUCCCGCAGAUUAUGACAUCACGGAAUAUCUUCCACAAAGCGAUUUUGGUCUCAUCAUCGUAACAGGUCGUCAUCCAGCAGCCAAUGAUCUUGGUUACUCUAUAACUAUUGGCGAUCUGCUCGAGGAAGAAGCUAUGAAUCUACUUUUCCACCGGACGAAUCAAGAGAGAACCCAUGAGAACAUUGAAGAUGCCCGCAAGAUAUGUUGUCAUCUUUCAUGCUUGGCAUUAGCGGUGGAUCAAGCUGGAGCAUACAUCAAGUCUACAGGAAUCGAACUCAGUCUAUUUAUUGAGCAUUUCAAUGAGCAACAAGAAAAUAUUAUGGCAUGGUCUCUGCCCCUGAAGACUUACAAAAGACUGGACCCAGCGGUCCCCGAUCAAGAAAUAACGCUCACUGUAUCCACUACAUGGGAGCUAUCCUACAAUCGUAUAUCUGGUUCCAAAGAGAUUAUUGAGGCCAAGAGACACUUCCUUCUCAUUAGCGCUUUUUACGAUAGCAAUUGCAUAGAAGAGUAUGUCUUCCGCCAGUUUUUUAAGACGACCUCUGAGAGACCAUCAUGGAUCAAUAUGUUCCAGGACCAGGAGACGCAUAAGUGGAACAGCUCUGCCUUUUUAGCAGUGGUGACUGAGCUCCGAGAUCUCAGUUUGUUUCGAUCGAAUUCAGUGUCGUCACAGGGAGUGGUCUAUUCGUUCCACCCAAUGACGCGAAAGUGGGCGCUAUAUCGUCCGUCUCGAACCAAAAGGCAAGAUCUUGCAUUGGAGGCUAUGGAUAUAAUUGCCAUUUCAAUCUUUGAUCUGUUUCUCUGCAAUGAUUCCCCGCAGAGAAAACUCAUUUGGCCACACAUAGUAUCUUGUUUUCUCAUUUGGGAAGAAUUUGUCUCUGAGUCACAAGCUAUUGGAACUUUUAGAAACAGAAAAACUGGUUUAAAUUUGGCUAAUUCUUCAAAGUUUACUGAGGUUUGUCCUUUUAAGAACAGGCAAAUACAACCUAUAAGAGGCCAAGUAAAGCAAGAGAAGCCAAGCCCUGGACGUAACCGCCAACUGACAAGGUAA
Botrytis deweyae is the source of this 1203-nucleotide messenger RNA. RefSeq lists its product as uncharacterized. Bases 1 to 1203 code for a protein of 400 amino acids. NCBI's taxonomy places the organism in Eukaryota, Fungi, Ascomycota, Leotiomycetes, Helotiales, Sclerotiniaceae. The record is from RefSeq and is a predicted model, not a curated record. The transcript has 2 exons.